AUGACCGUGUCCAAUGGCAACACAGGCCUUAGCCGCCCUCCCCUCCAAUAUUCGGGCUCGCUCUCGCAUCUCGACUAUGUCGAAAUAACGCCCAUCAUCGGACGUGAAUACACCACGGCCAAAAUCCACGAUAUUCUACAUGCUCCCAAUUCCGAGCAGCAAAUUCGUGAUCUCGCUAUCAUUAUCUGUGAGCGAGGCGUCGUCUUUUUCCGUGCUCCGCAGGACGAUCUGACGAUCGAUGAGCAAAAGCGAUUUACUGUGCUACUCGGUGAACUCACCGGACGGCCAGAAGGACAUGGAUUACAUGUCCACCCGUUGUUCAGAGAUGAGAAUAACAUUCCUAUGGGGAAUGGUCAACAUGAUGAAAGUAUAUACGUGAUUAAUGCCAAGGCAGCCCAGAAGCUAUACAAGAGUAUGAAGCAGGUGCAGCGGACAGAGCCGAAGGACCCGGGACUGGAAUGGCAUAGUGAUUGCAUGUUCGAGGAAUGCCCUGCAGAUUUCAGCUUUUUACGGAUGGAAGAGACCCCGCCCACUGGAGGAGACACCAUCUGGUGUUCAGGCUAUGAACUUUACGAUCGCAUAUCUCCCUCGAUGCGGACUUACUUCGAGUCCCUCACAACAACCUGCGCCCAGCCCGUGUUCAAAACCGCCGCAACAGCCGGUGGCUACGAGGUCAUGUCCCCGCGUGGGUCGCCACUCAACGUCGGAGACUCUUUCUCCCCAAUCCAUCCCAUGGUGCGCACGCAUCCAGUGACGGGUUGGAAAUCCCUCUAUGCUGCCAUCGGCAUUCACGUUACCAAGAUCAACGACGUCUAUUCGUACGAGGACCAGAUGAUUAGAGACUAUAUCAUGCGUCUCAUCACACGAAAUCACGAUUCUGUGGCCCGCUGGAAGUGGACGAAGCAGAGCUGUGCGAUCUGGAGUAACGCCUGCACGCUUCAUGCUGCUACGCCUGAUACACACCUUGUGGUAAAUAGCGACGCAAACCGCACGGGCGUGAGGGCGUCGGGAACUGGUGAAAAGCCAUAUCUCGAUCCAGCGUCCAAGUCGCGAAGAGAAGCUCUUGGGCUGCCGUUGAAUUAG
Messenger RNA from Talaromyces rugulosus, 1083 nucleotides. RefSeq lists its product as uncharacterized. Gene Ontology annotation, cellular component: cytoplasm. The coding region runs from base 1 to 1083 and encodes 360 amino acids. NCBI's taxonomy places the organism in Eukaryota, Fungi, Ascomycota, Eurotiomycetes, Eurotiales, Trichocomaceae. Gene Ontology annotation, molecular function: 2-oxoglutarate-dependent dioxygenase activity. The transcript is spliced from 3 exons. The record is from RefSeq and is a predicted model, not a curated record.